AUGGCCACCGCCGCUGUUCAACCCGCUAUAGGUCCUUGGAAAUCGAAUGGUGCCUUUUGGCCCGCUAUUAUUCCAGGUUCGGGUCUCCCUGUCGAGCUGCAGGCCUUGGAUGUCGCCUGCCGCACGUACAACGCGCUCCCCCCCAUCGAGGAGCAGGCCAAGCUCUAUAGCUCCCAGCACAUCAAAGCUUUGCUCGCCAUCAUCAACAGCCAUGAUAUGGGCAACCUCUUUGGUGUCCACUCGCCCCAUCGCCAAGGGCCCUUCCCUCCUCAACGGAUAAAAGCUCUCCCCCCAAUUCCUCGUCGAUGUCAUCCAGUCGGGGACUUCUCCAAGGCACGUGCCAUGGACGCUGUGCCUACUGGCGAGUUGGAGGUGGUCUGGUGCUCCACCAAAGAGGAAUUUACUGUCGUUGUGCCCCUCGACCGUAUUGUCGAUGGAAUCGUGGAGCCUGUCCUUACGGGCUGGAACGUCAAGGAUGGCUCUCAGGAGAACACGGACUCGGAGCCUCCCGCUGGUCAGAGUUGGGCCAAGGCAGUUGUCGGGACGAAGGAGACGCACAAAGUCUUCGUCAGCAAGUCUCACAAUGCCCAGGCUGUCACCCCUGAGCUUCUCAACAAGGCGCUUGUCGAUAUCGGGGUGAUCGAGGCUUAA
This is a messenger RNA of Truncatella angustata, 651 nucleotides long. RefSeq lists its product as uncharacterized. The record is from RefSeq and is a predicted model, not a curated record. Bases 1 to 651 code for a protein of 216 amino acids. The transcript has 3 exons. NCBI's taxonomy places the organism in Eukaryota, Fungi, Ascomycota, Sordariomycetes, Amphisphaeriales, Sporocadaceae.